UCUUCGGAAGACGAUAAUCGAUAUUGUUAACACAAUCGAUAUCAGCAACCGUGCUAUCGAUGGUUUACCAACCCUAAUUGAUAAGACGGAGAAGAUCAUUUUGCAAUUCCGCAGGUGUGCGUAGUUUAAGAAUAAAGAAUUUUAGAAGAAAAUGUACACACAACUAAUUAGAAAUUUAAGGAACAUAAGAUGUUACUCCGCCAAAGUAACACCUGCGGUAAGGCCAAUUAAUAAAAUCCUCAUUGCCAAUCGUGGUGAGAUUGCCUGCCGUGUCAUUAAAACUGCCCGUAAAUUAGGUGUACGAACGGUGGCAGUGUACUCUGAUCCCGAUGAAAAGUCCCUGCACACUCAAUAUGCUGAUGAGGCAUAUCGUGUGGGUGAGGCUGCAUCAGCCUCAUCGUAUUUGCGCGGCGAUCGCAUCAUAGAAAUUGCCAAGAAAUCCGGCUGUCAAGCCAUCCACCCGGGUUAUGGUUUCUUAUCAGAAUCUGUGGAAUUUGCUGAAUUGUGCCAAAAGGAGGGUGUUGUCUUUAUGGGACCUCCUAGCUCUGCCAUCCGCGAUAUGGGUAUUAAGAGCACAAGUAAACAUAUUAUGGAUGCCGCCGGUGUACCCAUUAUUAAUGGUUAUCAUGGUGAAGAUCAAUCGGAUGAACGUUUGCAAAAGGAGGCCCAAAAGAUUGGAUUUCCCUUGAUGAUUAAGGCUGUUCGCGGUGGUGGUGGCAAAGGUAUGCGUAUUGCCGAUAAGCAAGAAGAUUUUAUGGAUGCCUUGAAUUCGGCUCGUACGGAAUCGCAAAAAUCAUUUGGUGAUAGCUCGGUGCUUUUGGAACGUUAUGUUCGUUCACCACGUCACGUAGAGGUCCAGGUGUUUGCCGAUCAAUACGGCAAUGCUGUGUACUUGUGGGAAAGAGAUUGUUCCGUGCAAAGACGUCAUCAGAAGAUCAUUGAAGAAGCACCAGCUCCUGGCUUGUCUGAAGAGUUGCGUCGUGAAUUGGGCGAAGCCGCCGUCCGUGCCGCCAAGGCUGUGGGUUAUGUUGGCGCCGGCACUGUUGAAUUCAUUAUGGACAAAGAAGAUCUUAGUUUCCAUUUCAUGGAAAUGAACACCCGUCUCCAGGUGGAGCAUCCAAUUUCUGAAAUGAUUACCGGUACCGAUUUAGUUGAAUGGCAAAUUCGCAUUGCUGCCGGUGAACCACUGCCAGUGACUCAAGAACAAAUUACCCGUAAAGGUCAUGCUUUUGAGGCUCGUAUUUAUGCUGAAAAUCCUCGCGGUGGUUUCUUGCCAGGAGCUGGUCCUCUACGCUAUUUGGCCACACCCCAAGCUAGCGAUUUGGUUCGUGUUGAGACCGGCGUCCGGGAAGGUGAUGAGGUGUCGGUGCAUUAUGAUCCCAUGAUUGCCAAAUUGGUUGUAUGGGGUGAAAAUCGUUCACAGGCUUUGAACAGCUUAAUUGCCCGCCUCAGGGAGUAUCAUAUCACUGGCCUUGAAACCAACAUCAAUUUCCUGAUUGACUUGGCCUCCCAUCCUGAAUUCCAAUCUGGCAAUGUUCACACCGGUUUCAUUGAUCAACAUUUCGAUACUCUAUUCCCACCGGUGGAAAUUUCCGAUAAUGACUUGUGUAAAGCUGCCCUUUCAUUGGUGUUCAAUGAAUUGGAAGCAUCCCAAACAAAUGCCCCUAGCCGCAACGAUCCUUUUGCUGCCUCGGCUAAUUUACGUUUGAACUAUGACCUAAUACGCCAAUACCAACUGAAGGCCAAUGAGAAGACCUAUCAAAUCAAUGUUAAAUUUAAUGCUGAAAAUAUUGAAAUUCAAAUUGAUAAUGGCUCGUGGUAUACCGUCAAAGCUGAUCGCAUAGAGGAUGGUGAACGUCUAAAGAUUCGUUCCAAUAUUGCCAAUAACAUUUCCACAUACAAUGCCUAUAUUGAUGAAUCGGAAGUUAGUGUGUUUUUGGAAAAUGGUAAAUUGGCUUUUGAAUUGGUACAACCGAAAUUCUUAAAUGCUGCCGUUGAUCAAAUGGGUAGUGCUGGAUCGAAGGUAAUCGCCCCCAUGCCUGGUGUUUUGGAAAAGGUUUUGGUUAAACCGGGCGAUAAGGUGAAAAAGGGUGACAACUUGGCCGUAUUGAUUGCCAUGAAAAUGGAACACAUUCUCAAGGCUCCCAAGGAUGCUGUUGUUAAAUCGAUUGGUGGCGCCGAAGGUUCAAAUGUUGCCAAGGGCGCUGCUGUCAUUACCUUUGAGGAAGAAGCUGAGAAUUAAUUGGGAAAUUCCUUGACACUACCACUGACAACCUGUACCAGAUUUUAAAUUGCAUUUAUUUUUGAUAUAUAGUUUUGAUUUUUGAUCUUUGUUUUUUUUUAGUAAACUUGGGUGCCUUUUAUAUA
Musca domestica (house fly) is the source of this 2367-nucleotide messenger RNA. It is a transcript of the gene Mccc1, whose product is annotated as methylcrotonoyl-CoA carboxylase subunit alpha, mitochondrial. Gene Ontology annotation, molecular function: ATP binding; methylcrotonoyl-CoA carboxylase activity; metal ion binding. The transcript is spliced from 4 exons. The record is from RefSeq and is a predicted model, not a curated record. Lineage: Eukaryota; Metazoa; Arthropoda; Insecta; Diptera; Muscidae. The coding region runs from base 152 to 2242 and encodes 696 amino acids. Gene Ontology annotation, cellular component: mitochondrion.